Physella acuta is the source of this 1436-nucleotide messenger RNA. RefSeq lists its product as uncharacterized. The record is from RefSeq and is a predicted model, not a curated record. Gene Ontology annotation, biological process: cell adhesion. NCBI's taxonomy places the organism in Eukaryota, Metazoa, Mollusca, Gastropoda, Physidae. Gene Ontology annotation, molecular function: carbohydrate binding.
UACCUACUUAAGGAGUGUAUCCCGGGUGUGUUGUGUGUGAUAUAAGCUCAUAACAUUCGAAAUAAGUUGUUAAAUAAGCUCCAACAUUAGCUCCUAAACAGCGGGUAACAAGAACAGCAUUACAAUGCUACUCUACACUUAUGUGGCUGUUGUUGUGAUGACGUGUACAUCACUACUGUUGUCGGUCGCUGGUUCUAGAAUCGAACUGUCCACGACGCCAGAGAAAGUAGUGCAGGGACUGACGAGCUCGGUAUCCUUGCGCUGCUCCCUGCUCGAUACAACAGAUGUGACCUCAGCACCGGAAAUAGAACUGGAGAGCGACAAAGGUGAGGGUCGCUGUAACCAGGUCACUGAUACGGUAGAGAAUAUCCAAAAUGUUAUUUCCGUGACCUUGUCCAAAGUCGGGAUGACCUUGACACCUUUAGCUACGGUGAGCGUCUUCUCACCACCAGUCUCAGCAUCCACAGGUAACUUGACCGUGACAGGUCACGUGAAAGGUGAGCCGGGGAAAGCACGCGCUACUCUCGAGGUCACGUGGGAUCGCGUGACCCUUCAGGAGCACGGGGUCUACGCCUGCGAGAUCCACGCGCUGACGUCUGCGGGACGUCUGCUCACGUUCGCCAGUCGUCUGGAGCUUGACGUCGUCAGCCCGACGGUGUCGGAGCUCCUGGAACGUCUAGAGCACGUGCAGGCAGAGGUCAAGGUCAGUAGAGCCAUGACGGAGCAGGCGCUGAACGCCACGAAGGAGAUGAAACAGCGCGUGCGAAAACUUGAAAGCUCAGAGCAGGCAUCCUUGUCCGAGCUGAAAGAAACCAAGGCCAAGGUCGCGGAAAUUCAAAGAAAUAUACAUGACCUUGACCUUGCCAGACAGGAAUUACAAAACGGCGUGAGCGACCUGAACGCGACGGUGACCUUGGGCAGAGGUCACGUGGAGCAGGGUUUGGUCCGCUGCGGCCACAGCAUCCACGACUGGGUCAAGGACAAUUCGGGCGGGAAGUUCAGCCUUCACCCCGUGACCUUCAGCCAGUCCUACCCGGUCCCGCCCGCCGUGAUGAUCGCCCCUGUCCAGUUCUGGAUCGGCAACUACCAGGCGAUCACGUUCGGCCUUGAGACCCUCAAUGUCACGGCCACGGGCUUCGUUCUCCGCUGUUACAUGGUCAACCAAGUGACGGACAUUGAUCACCUCAAUGUCCGCUGGUUAAGUACUGCCCUCUAGUCAAUCUGAUGGACUUAUGGUCAACUGCUUCAUGGACAUUGGUCAUCUCAAUGUCCGCUGGUUAAGUACUGCCCUCUAGUCAAUCUGAUGGACUUAUGGUCAACUGCAUCAAGGACUUUGGUCAUCUCAAUGCCCUUGAGUAAAUGUAUUGAAUUGAUUUAAACACUUGCUUGCAAUAAAUGUAAUCCUAAAAUAUUUUUGUUCAUGACCAAAUCCAUAU